AUGCAUCCUCACCGCAACAGCACGGGAGGCAGACCGCCUCGGCACUUGAUGACCGCCCGCAAGUCCACUGGUGGCAUGGCUCCGCGCCUCCAACUUGCGCAUCGCCCAUUGACAGGCAUGACCGCUCGCAAGUCAGCGACCGUUGCUGGUGUACAUCCGCGCAAGUUAUCGGACAUCGUCAAGUCGGAACAACGUGACGACAGAGAAUAUCUCAAUCGGAUGGGCUCCCUGGACGAUGUUACCAAGCUCGUGAUGAAUACGCUCGCUAUGAAGGCAGAGAUGGAGAGCUCGCCAAAAGUCCAAUGA
This is a messenger RNA of Peniophora sp. CBMAI 1063, 306 nucleotides long. The record is from the annotation of a GenBank genome assembly. Lineage: Eukaryota; Fungi; Basidiomycota; Agaricomycetes; Russulales; Peniophoraceae.